Pecten maximus is the source of this 2929-nucleotide messenger RNA. RefSeq names its product tyrosine aminotransferase-like. NCBI's taxonomy places the organism in Eukaryota, Metazoa, Mollusca, Bivalvia, Pectinida, Pectinidae. The record is from RefSeq and is a predicted model, not a curated record. Gene Ontology annotation, biological process: biosynthetic process; aromatic amino acid metabolic process. The coding region runs from base 270 to 1547 and encodes 425 amino acids. Gene Ontology annotation, molecular function: pyridoxal phosphate binding; L-tyrosine:2-oxoglutarate transaminase activity. The transcript is spliced from 11 exons.
AGGUCAUACAGAAUAAACAAGUAAAUGCUAUUCAUUCGAAAAUACCAAGAUCACAGGAAGGACGCAGCCAGACCGAGAGUGCCGAAUCGUCACCCAGACACCAUAAGAGCAGGGAGUGUGUUACUCCAGGAUCUACCAGAGUGGACAACAUAGCUGGGUUAUAACAAGGAAGUGUCUGGUCAUCAAAUUAUCAGUCUUCAAUAGUUAUACAGCCGGAGACUCUAGUAAUUGUAUUCUAGUAUUUUUUCAAUUUAUCAAAGUUGAUUAAAAUGGAACCUGCAGCAAAAAGGCGACGGAAGAGCUGGAACAUUCCUGUUUCUACAAUUGCCAAGAACACAUUUAAUCCCAUCAGAAGUAUUGUUGAUUCCAUGAAGAUCACACCCAAUCCUGACAAGGAUAUGAUAGCACUGUCAAUAGGGGACCCUACUGUGUUCGGUAAUCUACCACUGGACAAGAAUAUAGAAGAUGCUGUGAUCGAAUCAAUAAAGUCUGGCAAAUACAAUGGCUACAACCCAUCCAUAGGUUAUGAAGAGUCUCGAGCUGCUGUAGCUGAAUAUUCCAGUACUGAUGAGGUCCCGGUAACCUCCAAGGAUGUCAUUUUAACGAAUGGUUGUUCCUCGGCCCUAGAGAUGUGUAUUACUGUACUGGCCAAUGCUGGUAAUAAUAUACUACUGCCUCGGCCUGGCUUCUCAAUCUACAAAACUCUGGCUGAGGCCAUUGGUAUCAAGGUCCAACUCUAUAAUCUUCUGCCAGAAAAAUCUUGGGAGAUCGAUCUGGACCAUCUACGCUCCCUCAUUGAUAGUAAGACUUCAGCCAUUUUGGUAAACAGUCCGUCCAACCCAUGUGGAUCUGUGUACAGCAAGAAACAUAUCCUGGAUAUUCUGGCCGUGGCGGAGGAAUAUCGUCUUCCUAUUAUCUCAGAUGAAAUCUAUGAACAUUUUGUGUUCUCCAGCAGUGUAUACCAUUCCCUGGGAUCUCUGUCCAAGACUGUACCAAUUCUGUCCUGUAGUGGCCUUACCAAAAGAUUCCUGAUACCAGGAUGGCGACUGGGAUGGAUCAUCAUCCACGACAGAAAUGAUGCAUUUCAAGCAGUGAGAAAGGGCUUGUUAAGCCUCUCCCAGAGAAUCCUUGGCCCGAACUCUUUGGUACAAGCUGCAGUUCCAGACAUCCUGACCAAAACACCACAGAAAUUCUUUGAUGACACUGUGGGAUAUGUGGAGAGUAAUGCUGAGCUAUUCUACAGGAAAAUCUCCAAAAUACCUGGUCUUAAGCCUGUCAAGCCAAAUGGUGCUAUGUAUAUGAUGAUUGGUAUUGACAAGGACAACUUCCCAGGUAUGAAAGAUGAUAUCGAUUUUACAGAGAAGAUGGUGAAAGAGCAGAGUGUCUUCUGUUUACCUGGACAGUGUUUCCAGUACCCUAAUUUCUUCCGUGUGGUGUUGACCAUUCCGACCGCCAAGCUGGAGGAGUCGUGUCAGAGGAUCACAGAGUUCUGUAAAGACCACUACAAACCCCCAGGCAAAGCCAAGGCUAAAUCAAAAAGGCACUGAGCUCAAAACAAAAUGAACAGAUCAAAGUUGUAUUAGAGGCACACCUUCAACAUGGAGCUUCACUAGAAGUUUUGAGGGUUAGUCUUGUUAAGACAAGUCUAAUACAUGGAGUGUCAUGUAUAUUUGUGGCAACUGUGAGAUAAUUGAGGGAGGAAUAGGAUAGCUGAGAUACAGGCAGGUAACAUUGUACUAAAGGAAAUAUGUAACCUGUGUGACAGGACAGCAUAUUGAGUAUAAUUGGUAGUGCAAUCCUCAUGGAUAUGACAUUGUCCUAUCACAUGACAUACUCUGUAGAAUUAAUGAUAUUGUCCAAUCACACGUCAUUUUCCUAUCACAUGACAUACUCUGUAGUAAUAAUCAUGAGUAUGACAUUGUCCUAUCACAUGACAUACUCUGUAGAAUUAAUCAUGAGUAUGACAUUGUCCUAUCACAUGACAUACUCUGUAGUAAUAAUCAUGGGUAUGACAUUGUCCUAUCACAUGAAAUACUCUGUAGUAAUAAUCAUGGGUAUGACAUUGUCCUAUCACAUGACAUACUCUAUAGUAAUAAUCAUGGGUAUGACAUUGUCCUAUCACAUGACAAACUCUGUAGUAAUAAUCAUGGGUAUGACAUUGUCCUAUCACAUGACAUACUCUGUAGAAUGAAUCAUGGAAAUGAUAUUGUCCAAUCACACGUCAUUUUCCUAUCACAUGACAUACUCUGUGGUAAUAAUUAUUGAUAUGACAUUGUCUUACCACAUGACAUACUCUGUUGUAAAAAUCAUGGGUAUGACAUUGUCCUAUCACAUGAUAUUGUCCUUUCACAUGACAUCCUUGGUAUAUGAUGUCAUACCAUUGUGAUUUUUCUUGUGAUUCCAGAUUGAUGUACCUUGUAUUUGGUAUAGUGAUGCAAUUUUUUUCCAAAAUAAUAUGACUGUGUUAUCAAUGACAGCUUUAAACAUGUUUACAAUGUAUGUUAAGUUUAUGUUUAAGAUGAGAGAGUUGCUCUGAACAUGAGUGUGUUUUAAUGGGAGCAGUGUUUUAUAUUACCUAAAUAAAUGUUCUAAUUGUGUAGUAUGUGAAAAAUUGUUUCAGUCCAAAAUACUACUUUUUAAGAAUUAAUUAACUGCAAAUAAAUCCUCAUUCUUUAUAAAACCUGUAGAUAGCUAAUUAUAAGCCCACUCUCAUCAGAUGGUAGGCUAUUCAAAUCGUUCUUCAUCCAUGGUUCAUCGUCUGUUAACAGUACUUAUUAUUGCUAUUCUUUGGAAGUACUACAUGGAUUUUUCUGUGUCGGUUCCCCUUGGUUCCUAUAGAUAUGGUUGUGCCCUUAUGAUUUUGAGUAUGAUAAAACAAAAUGGCUGACAGACAGCCAUCUUUGAUUUUGGCAGUUAAGAAUGGGGAGUG